GCUGCCUUCUUUCCUCCAAGCUUCGUCGCACCCUCUUCUUAAUUUUUCUCUUCCCCAUUUUUUUUCUUUCUUCUUUUUCUUUUUUUCUCUUUUCCGGAUGCCGUCGGUUUCCAUGUCCCGCUGAGAAGAAAGAGAGGGAAAGCAUCCCAUACCUGUGCAGAUCUCGUGGAAAAUUUUUAGAUCUAGCAGGUGCGAUUGGAGAGUCCCGGAGGUCCGGCUUGUAAAUAAUCACUAAUCAGGACCUGUACAUACUCGAGGGAAAAUUCCCGAUUUUCAUACUUACUCUGUCAUUUGUUUGUAUUUAAUGCGCCGCUUGAACGGGUUUGAAGACAUGGCUGAUCUCGGAAGGUUGAGGACCCCUCUCUCGGUUCAGGAGCGCACCAGGGCUCCCCUGUUCUGCCCCAAGCCGAGACGUCUCGCUGUUAUUAACCAUGCUGCCGGUGGUGAUGCCGUGCGCCCUUUUCGUCGUCACCUAAGCAGCCACCCGACGGACCCGAUAGACUCGAAAGCCGGUUCGGAACUUCUGGACAUCAUUUUCGCAAAGGGCGUACACGGGGGCGACCAGUCGGGGUGUGGUUCGCCGCCCUACUUUUGCGGGUCUCCGCCAAGCCGGGCGGCGAACCCUCUGGUCCAUGACGCCAGGUUUGCCGAGGGGCGUGGCGACCUCUCCCUGGUGCCCGUGCCGAUUGUUGCCGGUUUUCCAGUGUCGUCGGCAGCAUCCCCUCCCUCCUCCACUUCCCCUUCCUCUUCCUCCGCCUCUUCGUCCUCGGCGCGCAAAGGUUGCGCCAGGGCCAGCUUCGGCCCCAAGCCGGCUGCCGUCAGAAUCGAAGGUUUCGACUGCCUGGAUCGCGAUCGCCGGAGGUGCAGCAUCCCGGCCAUGGCCUGAUGAUCGCUUCAUCAACUAACCACAUCGUCAUUCUGGCCCUGGAAGGUCAGCGAGAAUCCAUCACAAAUUUAGCCGAUCAAAAUCAGUGAAGAAAACGAAAGAAAAAAUUUCCGAAAGAAAAAAAGGUGUUUUGAAGGAGAGUCUGUUUUUGGUACUGCCCAUGUAUAUUCCUCAACCGACCAUCAUCAACCUGUAUAUGUAAAAUAGUAGGUGAGAUUUUUCAAUAAGCGAGGAAAGGGAUACUUCUUUCGGAGAAGUGGCUCUGUUCCUUCCGAAAACUAGCAAUUUAGGUUAGCUUUUGAGGAUGAGAUUAGAGAUUAGGUCCGUUUUUUGGGAAUUUAGGUGGACAAAUGAUUUGUGCGGGGUCUCUUUUUCCUUUUUCUUCUUCUUUGUUCGGUCUCUGCCCGCGGCUCAAUCUGUAAAUUUUUUUGACUAUGUCUAGGGUUUGAGUCUUUAUAUUUUUUGUAUUUGGAUUUCCGAUUCAUGUAAAUAUUGAAUCUUCUUUUUGCCAUUAAAUGAAUUGGCCCACCUUUCUGUGGUUAUAUCA
This is a messenger RNA of Nymphaea colorata (pocket water lily), 1433 nucleotides long. RefSeq lists its product as uncharacterized. The transcript has 4 exons. The record is from RefSeq and is a predicted model, not a curated record. Lineage: Eukaryota; Viridiplantae; Streptophyta; Magnoliopsida; Nymphaeales; Nymphaeaceae. Bases 305 to 886 code for a protein of 193 amino acids.